AUGUCUUUGACAACAAGCGACAAUGGCCAUGAAUGUUCCGGGAGGGCCUCAGGGCUAAACAGCACCAGGAGGUCCAAGGAGAUACCAGAAAGGUCAGAGGUCAGGGAGGAGGUCCAAGGAGACACCAGAGAGGUCAGGAGGAGGUCCAAGGACACACCAGAGAGGUCAGGAGGAGGUCCAAGGAGACACCAGAGAGGUCAGGAGGAGGUCCAAGGAGACACCAGUGAGGUAGGAGGAGGUCCAAGGAGACACCAGAGAGGUCAGGAGGAGGUCCAAGGAGACACCAGUGAGGUAGGAGGAGGUCCAAGGAGACACCAGAGAGGUCAGGAGGAGGUCCAAGGAGACACCAGAGCGGUCAGGGAGGAGGUCCAAGGAGACAUCAGAGAGGUCAGGGAGGAAGUCCAAGGAGACACCAGAGCAUUUAGAGGUCAGGGAGGAGGUCCAAGGAGACACCAGAGAGGUUAUAGGUCAGGGAGGAGGUCCAAGGAGACACCAGAGCGGUUUGAGGUCAGGGAGGAGGUCCAAGGAGACACCAGAGAGCCACAGACAGAACACAGGGACCAGCUGGACUCCACUCUGCAGAGACCCCCGAGAACUGCUGCUUUCACCCAACAGCUCAGCGAAUUGGUGGUUGAUGGAGUUUGUGCGGCGGACUGGAGACUACUGUCACGCUCAACACAUCUGAAGCAGAGGAGGAUGUCAGCACGAAGCUCGGAGCGCUGA
Knipowitschia caucasica is the source of this 723-nucleotide messenger RNA. NCBI's taxonomy places the organism in Eukaryota, Metazoa, Chordata, Actinopteri, Gobiiformes, Gobiidae. The record is from the annotation of a GenBank genome assembly.